Messenger RNA from Neoarthrinium moseri, 1647 nucleotides. RefSeq lists its product as uncharacterized. The transcript is spliced from 3 exons. NCBI's taxonomy places the organism in Eukaryota, Fungi, Ascomycota, Sordariomycetes, Amphisphaeriales, Apiosporaceae. The record is from RefSeq and is a predicted model, not a curated record. Bases 1 to 1647 code for a protein of 548 amino acids.
AUGAAGGUUCUGUUCCAACUAUCGGUGCUGGCCGCCCUUAGUGGUGGUGCUGCCGGUUCUGUGCUCCAUGUUGGACAUCAUGUCGAAAGCCGACAAUCUGGGUCAUUUGAGACACAUCCUAUAAUCUGGGAUGACGUGAAAGGUUAUAGCGUGCAGGUAUCCGUUGGCAACCCACAGCAAAGCUUCAAGCUUACUCUCAGCAACGACAUGCGGGUCGCACUGCCCACAAUAGGUGACAGCGGCAUAUGUACAAAAUCUCCAAGGUCUUUGGCAUGUUCAAACUCUGCUUUUCUUGGCAAUCAGUCAAGCACGUUCAUAAACAUGACCAACGUGCCGACGACAGGCUACCAGCGUGGGACCUUCCGUGACGACUUUCAACUUGGAAUCCAGACCCUGAGAAAUUUCUCCUUGUUCAAUGAUGAAACUCCUUAUGGACAAGGUCGCUUGGGGCUAGGGGCUCCUAACGGAGGCUGGAACAAGACUGAACCAGAUCAAGGUGGCGAUAGCUUUCUCUUACAGAUGGCCGUCAGUCAAUUCAUCGCCACGCCAGCUUACAGUAUCUGUUUACACUGGAUGGAAUCCGGAGGGUCAUACAUUCGCUUGUCGUCUAUCAUCGCCGAAAGUCCAACGGGAAGGGACAUCAUCCAUCCCAAUCCGGGCCUUCUUCUUCGCUUGGGUUUAGAAGGCGGCCCAUCUAUAUUUCCUCAAGAACUAGCCAUUGCAGCGUGGGCUGUGGCAGGAGCUACGUGGCUGCCUCAACAGGAACAAGCAGCUGUUCCCUGUGCAAUGAAGGAUAGCGUGGGAAACUUCACCCUCAAUCUUGGGGGCGCGAGCGGUGUCAAAAUCAAGGUGCCUAUGCGCCUGCUGGUUGGAUACGAUACAGCGGCCGGGCGAUUGAAUACAACCAACGACGCCGGAGAUCCAAUGUGUAUUUUCGGCAUCCUUAAUGGGACGGAUCCUAGAACUUAUACUAUCUCUGCUUCCAUCCUCCGCGCUGUCUAUCUAGUCGUAGACUCAUCCAACAGUCAAGUUGCGAUCGCGCAAGCCCAACAUGACGGGACGCAGCCAAGCAAUAUUGUUCCAUUCUCAGGAUCGGCAGCCCCUAUUCCGUCAGCGACCAAGGCCCCAGACCAGGAAGACCCCAAUCUAUCGACCACUUGGCCAUCAGUUCCAAGUUCAACAUCAUUGUCACCCACCAGCGCCACAACAACAUAUGCGGCAGCUUCAGGGUUCCAGAUAUUGAGUCAUGGGACAAAUGAAACAGAUGCGAUAGGUGAUACCAGUGGUCUCAGCCAGAGUGCCAAGAUAGGAAUUGGGGUAGGCACAGCAGCUGGUGUAUGUAUCCUGACGGGGGUUUUCUUCGCCUUCCGACGCUAUCAUCGACGCCAGAUAUCUUCUCGACAACACCCGCCACUGAGCCAUGGUGACGGUGUUAAACUACAUGCAGGUAAUUCUGAUGGGCUCUCCAAUGGAUUUCGAGGUUCAGAGUUGCCGAGCGAUGGCAUCCAGAUACCAGCACAGCUGUCACAUGUGUAUCCGCCUACCAGCGAAGUCGAAGGCGAAAGAUUGCCCCCCCUUGCAUACCCUCAGGAAUUAUACGUUGAUCCUGGACAGGCUGGCACGGUACGGGUAGAACAUUCAAGGUGA